Nelumbo nucifera (sacred lotus) is the source of this 1471-nucleotide messenger RNA. RefSeq names its product phosphoribosylformylglycinamidine cyclo-ligase, chloroplast / phosphoribosyl-aminoimidazole synthetase / AIR synthase (PUR5) (gene PUR5). Gene Ontology annotation, cellular component: cytosol. Lineage: Eukaryota; Viridiplantae; Streptophyta; Magnoliopsida; Proteales; Nelumbonaceae. Gene Ontology annotation, molecular function: phosphoribosylformylglycinamidine cyclo-ligase activity; phosphoribosylamine-glycine ligase activity. Gene Ontology annotation, biological process: 'de novo' IMP biosynthetic process; adenine biosynthetic process. The record is from RefSeq and is a predicted model, not a curated record.
ACAAUUGUACAAACCCUCGUCCCCCUCGUUAGUUUUCUAUUCCAAUUUCCAACUUUCCCUCUCAGUUCUCAGAGUUCCUCCUCCUUCUCGCGAUGAAAACCAGUUGCACAGCCAACACAGAACUUGUACGCUGCAUUGCAGCUUCCAACAGACCCUCCGAGCAUAAACCCUACUUUUCAAAACGAUUUCUAUGCAAGCCCGAGUUCCUGUGCUUCUCCGACAAACUUCGGCUACUGUCAACCGGUGGCAAUGUUGCGAGAACAAAACGAAUUGUGAAGCAAAGUUCAAUAAUCUCGAACUCGAAUAGAAAUGGUGAUGGAGAAGGUCUGACAUACAAGGACGCUGGCGUCGACAUAGAUGCAGGGUCGGAGUUAGUUCGAAGAAUCUCGAAGAUGGUUUCGGGAAUCGGAGGCUUUGGAGGCCUUUAUCCCCUCGGGGAUUCCUACCUUGUUGCUGGUACAGAUGGUGUAGGAACAAAGCUUAAGCUUGCUUUUGAAACUGGAAUACAUGAGACUAUUGGGAUUGAUUUGGUUGCCAUGAGUGUCAAUGACAUUGUCACAUCUGGAGCAAAGCCACUGUUCUUCCUCGAUUACUUUGCAACAAGCCAUCUUGAUGUUGAUCUUGCUGAAAAGGUUAUAAAAGGUAUUGUUGAUGGAUGCCGACAGUCUGAUUGUGCUCUUUUAGGAGGAGAGACAGCAGAAAUGCCAGAUUUUUAUGCUGAUGGGGAAUAUGAUCUCAGUGGGUUUGCUGUUGGUAUUGUAAAAAAGGAUGCAGUAAUUGAUGGUAAAAACAUUGUGGCUGGAGAUGUUCUCAUUGGUCUUCCAUCAAGUGGAGUCCAUUCUAAUGGGUUCUCUCUUGUGAGAAGGGUCCUAGCCCGAAGUGGUCUUUCUUUAAAGGACCAACUUCCUGGAGAGCCUAUUACACUAGGUGAAGCUCUUAUAGCUCCAACUGUUAUCUAUGUUAAGCAGGUGCUUGACAUUAUAAACGAAGGAGGUGUGAAAGGGAUAGCCCACAUCACAGGUGGUGGCUUUACAGAAAAUAUACCUCGGGUCUUUCCGAAAGGUCUUGGGGCGGCUAUCUAUAAAGGCUCUUGGGAAGUCCCUCCUAUUUUCAAAUGGAUCCAAGAGGCUGGAAAGAUAGAAGAUGCAGAGAUGAGGCGAACGUUCAACAUGGGUAUUGGGAUGGUUUUAGUUGUUAGCCCAGAGGCAUCGGUUAAAAUUCUUGGAAAGGGAAAUGGAAGAAAUUUAGCAUAUCGAAUUGGUGAGGUCAUAAGUGGGGAAGGGGUGAGCUAUCGCUGAAAUUCCUUCCCUCAACUCCAUUUCCCAACUCUUCUGAGAAGCAAGUUUUCUUUUUUCCUGUUCUUGCUCAUUGUGAAGCUUUGAAAUGUUGGUCAAAGCUAAAUAUCAGUUAUACUAGUUCUUGUAUUGUAACAUUAUAAAACAAUAAUAUCAUAAGUUUAAAUAUGGAGAAA